CCGAACCCCACCCAAACCCCACCAGCUAGGGCACCAUGGCGUCGCCGCCGCCGCCGCCGCCGCAGGUCAACCUCAUCGACGACGUCGUCGCAGAGAUCCUCCUCCGCCUCCCGCCGGACGAGCCCGAGCACCUCUUCCGCGCCUCCCUCGUCUGCAAGCCCUGGCUCCGCCUCAUCUGCGACCCCGCCUUCCGCCGCCGGUACCGCGCGUUCCACGGCGCCCCUCCGCUGCUUGGCCUCCUCCACCGGACCCAAGUCUGCGACGGAGACCCCGCCGCGCGCUUCGCCUCCACCACGUCGAUGCCCGACUUCCCCCACCCAGACUCCGACGACUGCUCCACGCGCCCCCUCGACUGCCGCCACGGCCGCGUCCUCGUCCGCAUGUUCCAUGGCCCGGCUGUGGAUCUCCUUGUCUGGGACCCCGUCAACGGCGACCGCCACGUGGUGCCCAAUCCGGACAUCAACGUAUUGAUCUACACCGCCGCCGUGUUCUGCGCCGCCGCCGGCUGCGACCAUCUCAACUGCCACGGCGGCCCCUUCCGCGUGGUCUUCCUGGCCACUGAUGACCACGAGGAAGUCGUCAAGGCGAGUGUGUACUCAUCUGUGACAGGUGCGUGGAGUGAGCCGGUAUCUCUCGACGAUAGCUGUGAAUGCUAUGCCCAGCACAAGCGAGAUACAAGUGCAAAAAGAGGGUACUACAUACCCUAUGUCCAGCCCAGGCGAGUAGCCGCUAUUGGAGAUGCAGUCUACUUCACAAUUUCGCGGUCUACUGCCAUUGCCAAGUAUGACUGCGGUAAGAAUCGAUUGUCUGUGAUUGACCCACCACCACCAGAUACAGAGGUGUACGGUGGUUUCAUUACCCUCAUGGUGAUGGAGGACAAUUCACUGGGGCUCGCUGGCGUUAAGGAUUUUAGUCUGCAUCUCUGGUCAAGGAAUGUGAAUGGAGCUGCAAAAUGGGUACAGUGCAUGGUCAUUGACCUGGAGAAAAUCAUGCCCAUGGCCAAACCCCUCAAAGGCAAUGGAGCCAAUGUGGUUGGUUUCGCAGAGGGUCUGGGUGUCAUCUUCGUUAGCACAACGGUUGGCUUAUUCACGAUCGAGCUCAAGUCGGGACUGGUGAAGAAGGUUGAUGCACCUGGGGUCUACUUUUCGGUUUUGCCCUACAUGAGCUUCUACACUCCUGACCGUGGUAGAUUGUUGUCGCUGGCUAGGCUCACUGAACACUGAUGUCUGACAUGCCACUCACCAGGCGAAAUGGAUGAAUCCAAUCACUAACCUUAGUUCUGCUGCUGGUGGCUUCUUCAAGUCUUGAAGAUUUACUACUGUCAAAUUCUGCUGCUGGUGGCUUCUUCAACUCUUGAAGAUUUACUACUGUCAAAUCCUUUAUUUUCUGUUGGAGUAGGUAGAGCACGACUGGUGGAGGUCAUUAUGAUGUACUAGGGACGCCGAGUUCUGCAUUUUCUGGUCGUAUGUGGCGUUCUGCAUUUUCUGGUCGUAUGUGGACCCGAAAUUCAUCCAAAUCAACUAGAGCUAGUCCUGAUUUUCAAAGUAAGAAAUGUAGAAGGAAAAUGAACCGAGAGGGAAGACCCAGAGCUACUUAAUGGGUGUCCCCUUUGCAAACUGAGGUCAACCGUGGAUGUUUUUGUUGAAUUCAUGCUGAUCCUGUAUGGGUCUAAAGGAUGUAGAAGCAUCAAAAUAUUUGAUGUUUCAGUAGCUGUUUGGUUAAUGCUUCACUGAGCUAGGCUACUACUCCCUCCGUUCCAAAUUACUUGUCGUUGUUUUAGUUCAA
Messenger RNA from Triticum aestivum (bread wheat), 1785 nucleotides. RefSeq lists its product as uncharacterized. The transcript is spliced from 2 exons. The record is from RefSeq and is a predicted model, not a curated record. Lineage: Eukaryota; Viridiplantae; Streptophyta; Magnoliopsida; Poales; Poaceae. Bases 36 to 1223 code for a protein of 395 amino acids. Gene Ontology annotation, molecular function: protein binding.